AUGUCUGCGUCAACAACAGAAGGAACAUCAACCCCCACGGGGUCGCUGUAAGCACCUUUCAGUGCAUCUACCACCCAUCCUCGCCGACCCAGUCGCAACGUCAGGGCUUCGCUGACAGGCGAAUCCUCGCGGUGCUGACUACCGGCCCAUCACCACGUCUUUCCAUUUUGCAGUUCGGCCAGCCAGAAGUAUGAGAUCAUCACACAGAACCUUGCUGAGGUCUUGGGCGGUGACGCGAUGAAGGCCACGCUCGAGGAGCGCGAUCUCGUCGCUUACUGGGGUACAGCACCCACCGGAAGGCGUGAGUUGGCAUACAGCCCCUUGCCAAUGACUUGUCUUUCAGGGAUGCCGGCACACCUUUACGUUAGAGGACCUGGCCCCGGGAUGACUUCCUUCGCACGAUUAGCUUCGAACUCGGCGGGGGCAUGGGUCCACAGAGCGCUGCGAGGAUCGCCGGCAGAACUCACGACUAAUCGGUUCUUGCUCCAUCGAUCACAGCGCACUUGGGAUACUUUGUUCCGUUAGCCAAGCUCGCGGACUUCAUCACCGCAGGCGUCGAAGUCAAGAUCUUGCUGGCUGGUCAGUUUCGGCUCAAGUUGCUCUGCUAUGCUCCGAUCACCCCCAGCUGACAAUGACCGUUCCCUCAUGCUGAUCCAACCAGACGUCCACGCAUUCCUCGACAACCUCAAAGCUCCGCUCGAGCUCGUCCAAGCCCGCGCCGAGUACUACCGCUUGCUCAUCAGCUCCGUUUUCCGCUCGCUGCACCUCUCGCUCGACCAGGUCAAGUUCGUCGUCGGGUCGUCGUACCAGUACUCGGCCGAGUACAACCUCGACAAGUACAAGCUCACCUCCAUCACCUCCGAGCACGAUGCGCGCAAGGCCGGGGCUGAGGUCGUCAAGCAGGUUUCCAGCCCGCUGCUCAGUGGUCUUUUGUACCCUCUUUUGCAAGCCCUCGACGAGGAGUAUUUGGGUGUCGAUUUCCAGUUCGGUGGUGUCGAUCAGGUAAGCAACGCGGGACGAUUCCUCUCGAGAUCAGCCUUUUGGAACCUGACGACUUCUACGGACCCCCUCUUUUGUCCCCGAGCAGCGCAAGAUCUUCACCUACGCCGAGCUCUACCUCCCCAAGCUCGGCUACAAGAAGCGCUCGCACUUGAUGAACUCGAUGGUUCCCGGUCUCUCCGGAGGUAAGAUGUCGUCCUCGGACCCGAACUCCAAGAUCGAUUUCCUCGACACCCCGGCUCAAGUCAAGACCAAGAUCCAGAAAGCCCAUUGCGCACCUGGCGAAGUCGAAGGUAACGGCGUACUUGCUUUCAUUAGGAACGUCGUCAUCCCGAUCGGGAAAUUGAUGAGUGGGCAAGGUCGAGCUUCGGAACGAGCCUGGGCCGAUUCGGACGACGUCGUUUUCACCAUCAAGGGGGACCCCAAACACGGUGGUCAGGCGCGCAGUUUCGCUUCCGCCGACGACCUCGAAAAGGCCUACGCCGCGAACGAGAUUCACCCUGGUGACCUCAAAAUCGCCGUCGUGCAAGCGAUCAACGCUUUGCUCAAACCGAUUCAGGACGACUUCAACGGUUCGGAGGCGUUCAAGACCGCCGAGGCCAAGGCGUACCCGCCCGAAGUCAAGGCAACAAAACCCAAGAAGGAGAAAAAGUUCACACCCAAGCCUGAGCACUUGAAGACACCAGAGGAGAAGGCGAGGGAUGCUGCUGCUGCUGCUGCCGCCGCAGGUGGGGCGGAAGCUGAGACAGGGAAGGCGAGUGGUGUCGAGUCGACCGGGGAUCUGAAGAAGGCUUUGGAUGCAGUAGCGAACUGA
Microbotryum saponariae is the source of this 1813-nucleotide messenger RNA. The record is from the annotation of a GenBank genome assembly. Lineage: Eukaryota; Fungi; Basidiomycota; Microbotryomycetes; Microbotryales; Microbotryaceae.